CACACAUCGUCCAGGACGACACAUAUCAGAUUGGAUGCUGGCAGUCCACUUUUCUGUCCCGAUUUCACGCCGAUUUGACUGACAGCCGCAUCGCAGCAGGUGGCGGCUCCGCUGCGAGCGUCACGGACUCCGCGCGCAGAGGCUCCCGGGAGGAGGUUUCAUCCCCGCGGACCGAGCGCGGCUCUGCUCCUCGGACAACAGGCGGAACACAAACUCGCGCUUUAAAGGACCAUUCGACUGCCGUACGACUACUCAACACAUUUAUAUUUAGACCCCCCCUCUUUUGAGAGUGAACGGGUGGGGGCAGGUGGGAGCGGAUUUCAUUAGCGAGCUGCCGCAGUUUAAUUUUAAUACACGCACUUGGUGAUACUUUUUGUCUUUGUUUUAUUUUUUUCUACGUGGAUGCACUUUGGGUCACCGAUGGAUUUCCUAAUCAAUUCAAAUGUUUCUCUUGGAUACUUUAACUCGACGAUAUCAGACGGCGCCCUCUACCGCAGUGCCAUCCUACCCGGCAUCUUCGGCAUCAUCUGCUUCCUGGGUAUCAUGGAGAACUGCAUUGUCAUCUACACUAUCAUGAAGAAGACCCACUGCCGCUCCAAACAGACCGUUCCGGAAAUCUUUAUCUUGAACCUGUCCAUUGUGGAUCUCCUGUUCCUCCUCGGGAUGCCGUUCCUCAUCCACCAGCUGCUGGGCAACGGCACCUGGCACUUCGGAGCCGCCAUGUGCACGGUCAUUACGGCUCUUGACUCCAACAGCCAGAUUGUCAGCACUUACAUCCUCACCGCGAUGACCCUCGACCGCUACCUGGCUACGGUCCAUCCCAUCCGCUUCAACUACAUCCGCACGCCCUGCGUGGCGACGCUGGUCAUCGGCCUGGUCUGGGGCCUGUCGCUGCUCACCAUCAUCCCCGUGUGGAUGUUCGCAGGCCUGAUGCCUCUGCCGGACGGCCUGGUGGCGUGCGCUCUCCUUCUACCCGACCCGGUCACUAACAUAUACUGGUUCACGCUCUACCAGUUCUUCUUGGCGUUCGCCGUACCUUUGGUCAUCAUCUGCCUGGUGUUCUUCAAGAUCCUCCAACACAUGUCCACGAGCGUGGCUCCGCUGCCGCCACGCAGCCUGAGGGUGCGCACCAGGAAGGUGACCCGGAUGGCGGUGGCCAUCUGCCUGGCCUUCUUCAUCUGCUGGGCCCCUUACUACAUCCUUCAGCUGGUCCACCUCGGCGUGCAGAAGCCAAGCGUAGCUUUCUCCUACGCCUACAACAUCGCCAUCAGCAUGGGUUACGCCAACAGCUGCAUCAACCCGUUCCUCUACAUCGUGCUCAGCGAGACCUUCAAGAGGCUGUUCCUCAGGGCCGUGCGCCCGGUCAAUAGAAAGUUCCGCGUGAACCCGAGCACCACAGACGGGGGGAGCGUGAGCGUGAGAAUGCUGCCCGAAGGGGCUCGGCAGGAGCCGGCACCCGCGGAGAUGAUGCCGUCCAACAUGGCGCCACAGUGAAUCGGGGUCAUUUGAACGAGUUCCUCAACACGGGCUGAUGCGUUGUUUCAUCUUUUCAUCAUCGUGCGAGG
Messenger RNA from Pungitius pungitius (ninespine stickleback), 1565 nucleotides. It is a transcript of the gene mchr1a, whose product is annotated as melanin-concentrating hormone receptor 1a. Bases 403 to 1494 code for a protein of 363 amino acids. Gene Ontology annotation, molecular function: neuropeptide binding; melanin-concentrating hormone receptor activity. Gene Ontology annotation, cellular component: plasma membrane; neuron projection. The transcript is spliced from 2 exons. The record is from RefSeq and is a predicted model, not a curated record. NCBI's taxonomy places the organism in Eukaryota, Metazoa, Chordata, Actinopteri, Perciformes, Gasterosteidae. Gene Ontology annotation, biological process: neuropeptide signaling pathway.